AUGGUUAUCUCGAAACCUUUGAGACUAGUUCUCGUCUUGCUAUUCCUCAGCAUAACAUUCUUCUAUGGUGACGCCGUUAAGCCAUGCCCUCCUCCUCCGGCAAAACAAGCCACCAUGAAAUGUCCGAGAGACACGGUCAAGUUCGGAGUGUGUGGGAGCUGGUUGGGUCUGGUUUACGAGGCUAUCGGUACACCGCCGAGUCAGGAGUGUUGCUCACUCGUCAAAGGUGUGGUUGAUCUUGAAGCCGCCGUUUGUUUAUGCACCGCUCUUAAAACCAACAUUCUCGGAGUCGCUCCACUUAAAAUUCCUGUUGCUCUCACUUUGCUUCUCAACUCUUGUGGCAAGAAAGUUCCCAAGGGAUUCGUCUGCUGA
Messenger RNA from Arabis nemorensis, 372 nucleotides. The record is from the annotation of a GenBank genome assembly. Lineage: Eukaryota; Viridiplantae; Streptophyta; Magnoliopsida; Brassicales; Brassicaceae.